AUGGAAUGGAAAUAUAAUUUUAUUCCUUUAGUUGUUUUAAUACUAUUAUCAAUAAUAAUUUCAAUUUCUACAAGUUUAAAUGAAAAUCAAUCAAUAGAUGAAAUAGUUUCAAAAUUUAUUUUAAAAUAUCAAUUAAAAAAUGGAAAUUUAGAUAAUAAUAAUAAUAAAAUUAAUUUUAAAAAUUAUAAUUCAAAUUAUAAAAAUAACAAUAUAAAUAUUUGGGUACAAUUUAAUGAAAAGUUUUUAACAAAUAAUAAAAUUCAAUUAAAUCAUUUUGGUUAUUUAAGUGAAAAAUCAAAAAAUAGAAGAUCUUUUAGAGGAAAUAAUAAAAAUAAUAAAAAUAAUUAUAAUAAUUAUAAUAAUAAUAAUAAUAAUAAUAAUAAUAAUAAUAAUAAUAAUAAUAACUUUAUUGAUGAAAAUGAUUAUCCAAUUAAUGAAAAAUAUAUUGAAGAAAUUUUAAGAAUUGGUAAUUCAGAAAAUAAUUCAACAAUAAUGAAAGAAAGAAAAAGAUCAAAAUGGUUAAAUUCAGUAUCAUUUAGUUUGAAAAUAAAUGAAGAAAUUUUAUCAGCACAACAAUCAUGUCCAGAUAAAUUAAAAGAAAUUUUACAAUUAAUUAGUUCAAAUGAAUUUGUUAAAAAGAUUUCAAUAGUGAAUCAAUUAAAUUUACCAAAUACAAAUAAUAAUAAUAAUGAUAUUAAUAAAAACCAAAUUCAAUUAAAUAGUGAUAGUGAUGAAAAUGAGCCAUUAAAUAUAUUUAAUGGUAUUGAUUAUGGUAAAUCAUAUUCACAAUUGAAUCAAAUUGGUGUAUUGGAAGCCCAUAAAUUAGGUUAUAAAGGUAAUGGUACAACAAUUAUGGUAAUCGAUACAGGAUUUUUAAAGAGUCAUGAAUCAUUAGGUGGUUUAAGAAUUCGUGGGGAAAGAGAUUUCAUUGAACAUACAGAUAAUACAGAGAGUGGUGGAUUGAAACAAAUUUCGCAUGGUACGUUUGUGCUAUCGCAAAUUGGGGGUAAUAAACCUGGUAAAAUCAUUGGUGUUGCACCAGAUGCAGAUUUCAUUUUAGCAAAGACUGAAAUCGUUUCAGAGGAAAUUCCAAUUGAAGAAGAUUACCUAAUUGAGUCAAUUGAAUGGGGUGAAUCAAUGGGUGCUGACGUGAUUUCUAUAUCGUUAUCGUAUACUCAGAAUUAUGAAUACUGGCAACGUGAUGGUACAUCCCCACUUUCGAAAGCAAUUGAUAUCGCAACUGAUAAAGGUGUUGUUGUGGUGGUUGCAAGUGGCAAUGACGGGGAGGUUGGAGUUGGUCCGCCUGGCGAUAGUAAAUUUGCGAUAACUGUUGGUGCAGUAGAUGCGUUUGGUGAAAUUGCAACAUUCAGUUCGUAUGGUCCAACUUCUGAUGGUAGAUUAAAACCAGAGGUAUCAGCAAAAGGUGUUUUAUGUUUUGGUGCUGAUGAUUCUGAAAUUGAUUCAUAUCGUUAUACAAGUGGUACAAGUCAUGCGACACCAUUAAUCGCUGGUUCUGUUGCAUUAAUAAUUGAAGCUCAUCCAAAUUGGACACCAAAACAAAUUAAAGAAGUUUUAUUAAAAACUGCUUCGCAAUCUCAAUCACCUGAUAAUUUUAAAGGAUUUGGUAUUAUAAAUGUACUUUCUGCAAUAAAUGAUAAACCAUCUUCAAUAAUUACAACAACAACAACCACAACAACAAAUUCAAAUUCAAAUUCAAAUGAAGAAGAUUGUUUAUCAAAUAAUGGUAUCAUUUUAAAUAAUCAAUGUAUUUGCUCACAAAAUUCAUCAAAUGAUAAAACUGAUUCAUGUUCCUCUAAAAUACGUUGUUCAUUUGUUUGUAGUUUUAAUAAAGGUAAAUGUAGUGAAUAUGAUUGUUUUAGAUGUUUAAAUCCAAAUGAAAAAGAAGAAUCAAAUGGCAGAGAAAAAUGUAAAUCAAUCUCUGAUAUUAAUCAAGAAAAUCCAAACUUUUCAAAUUUAUCAAAAAUUAAAUUUCCAUUAUUUUUAAUAAUCACUUUAAUAAUUUUAAAAAUUAUAAUUCAAUAA
Dictyostelium discoideum AX4 is the source of this 2043-nucleotide messenger RNA. RefSeq lists its product as hypothetical. Gene Ontology annotation, biological process: proteolysis. Bases 1 to 2043 code for a protein of 680 amino acids. The record is from RefSeq and is a predicted model, not a curated record. Gene Ontology annotation, molecular function: serine-type peptidase activity; serine-type endopeptidase activity. The transcript has a single exon. NCBI's taxonomy places the organism in Eukaryota, Evosea, Eumycetozoa, Dictyosteliales, Dictyosteliaceae.